Molecule: messenger RNA, 1816 nt
Organism: Manduca sexta (tobacco hornworm)
Lineage: Eukaryota; Metazoa; Arthropoda; Insecta; Lepidoptera; Sphingidae
Exons: 3
Coding region: 167-559 (130 amino acids)
Source: RefSeq, a predicted model, not a curated record
AUUAUUAUCUGUACGUAAUGCUAGUAUUAUGAUUUAUUAAUAUGCGAUGUGACAGUUUGACAUUUUAGUUUUUUAAUUCGAUUUUCAAGAGCAAACUGUAAACAUGGAAACUUUGCUCAAAACAAAUAAUUCUAAAAAAUAUAAAUAAUAAAGUUUGAACGAAAUCAUGAAUGAUUCGCUUUCCAAUAGAAUGAUGGAACCAAAAAAAGUGGGCGUCUGGGCGGAAGGGACGCACAUCGAGGCGAAGGAGUAUAUUCUACCAGAAAAAUCACCAGACUUGAGUGAUGACAUCCCAACCAUACCUGAUGUGGAUGAUUUGCAAGAUAUACUGGAAAAGGAGAUAAUUGUUGCACCUGUUUCAGAUCGGAAGAAUAUGGAGACAGUGAAUACCCUGGCAGAAGUGGGAGGUGGUAUAACAGGUGCUGACGGUAUUGAUGCAGUCCUGGAGAUUCUCAAUAAGUUUAUACCAGAGGAGGAAUUGGACACUGCUGAUAAUAUCUGGACUGUUGAUUCAUUGCUGGCUCAGCUUGCUGACGAGUCUCCGGAAGCUGCUAUGUGAAGAUAUUUAGUACCUACUAGUAUGUAGUAAAUAGGACUAUAAAUUAUUUGAUUUAUUGUUGGAUCAAAUAUAAGUUGAGAAUUAUCAUUCACUGACGCGAAAGUGUGUGUAAAGUAUGGGUUAAAUAUUAUUUUGUAGUAAGAUAUGUUUUUUUUUGCAACUAAAAUUCAUAAAUUUAUCAAUACAUACUUAAACAAAUAUUUGCACAUUGUACAAACCAAUUUUUAUUAUGAGCUUUUUAUAAACAUUUAUCUGAGUUAGGUAGUCAAUUCUACAGUUGUGUUUCAAAAGCUACUGCACCCGUACAAAAUAUAUGUGUUCUGCAUGACCAUUGUAAAGGAAUCGCAAUCCUUUGUAUAUCUCAUUCCACAUUAAUAUCUGAUGGGCACAAGAUUUAAUCUAUCUCAUUUGCAAUAAUAGAUCUGAUACAUAAUACUGUAUGAAAGCUUUCUAUAUAUAUAUUUAUAAUUAGGUAAUACUUGUAGUUUGUAGAAAGUUAGUUGCACGAGAUGCCACUAGCUUCAAACUGUGUUCGCCGAUGCAUGUCACACUAGAAUUUAUAUAUGUAUUUUAUGUAGGCAUAUUUUUUGUGAUAGUAAAAAAACAAAUCAUAAAACAAAGAUUUGGCUGUAUUAAUAUUUUAUAUGCUUGCUGUCUGAACUAAAAACCAAAAUCUAAGUACAUGAUAAAAAAAUCCCAUGGUAAACAGUUUACUGAUUUAUGUAUUAGUUUUUUUGGUUUGGCAACAGUUGUCAAUGAUAUAUUGUUAUGCCGGCGCCACGUACAGACAAAUAUUUGGACAGACUUUGCCACACAUUUGAACAGACUUUGCCACACAUUUGAACAGACUUUGCCACACAUUUGAACAGUUAUGCCGGCGUCACACACAGACAAAUAUUUGAACAAUUUUUGAAAAUAUUUUUGCUAUGUGUGGCGCCGGCAUUAUGCAUAUCUUCAAUGCUAGUCCAUUGUGAGUGACCAGAAUUCUAUUUAACUAUAAUUAUUUCAACUAUAUUUUAAUAGCUUAUGGCUUGGGACUAAACAAAUUAUAAAAAACUGUUACCACAUUAGGCAAAUAAAAGAAAAAACAAUUUUAAAAAUUUUAUUUGUAAAAAAACAUUAUUUAUAUCUGUAACUGAUUGGUUCUUCACUUUUUGUUAUUAUUUAUUUGUAACAAUGUAAUCCGUCCGAUAUUUCAUAGUAUAAGGAAUGUCUCAAUAGCUAUGUAUAAAUUAAAUAAAUAAUUAAACUAAUAAA